Molecule: messenger RNA, 1205 nt
Organism: Cryptotermes secundus
Lineage: Eukaryota; Metazoa; Arthropoda; Insecta; Blattodea; Kalotermitidae
Product: tetraspanin-36-like
Exons: 5
Coding region: 91-1077 (328 amino acids)
Cellular component (GO): membrane
Source: RefSeq, a predicted model, not a curated record
UGUAAAGUAGCCCACAAGAAAUUGUCGGUAAUGCGCGAACACUUGGGAUGACUGAGGUACCUUCCAUCUGUCAGGGAAGAUGGCAGUGAAAUGCAUUUGCCGGGCAGGGCCAAGUUACACUUCACAAAGGUGAACCUUGUGUCUGGAAUGACAACAAUGAGAAUCUAUGAUCGUGAGGUGGUGAGAUACGUGCACAUACUGUUCUGCUUUGUAGUGCUGGUGCUGCGGGCUGGAUUGAUGUAUGUGGCUUUCUCAAUCAGAGGGCGCCUGUUCCACUUCAAUGUUUUCCUGCAUGACUACGUCACUGUGCUGGCUUUCUACCUAAUCACCAGCUCCUCUGCCUUUAUGGCGCUCACAGCUGUUGGAAUAUGCGCUGCGGUAACCUUCAAACGUUCGCUGUUCAUCACUUACAGUUCAGUUUUGGCAGUUCUGUACAUGACAGAAAUAGUUAUGUUUGGACUCGCUUUCAACAUGUGGUUGAAUCUCAAUGCGACAGUCGAAGCAACAAUGGACUACCACAUGAGUAACUACGACACAAACCCACAUGAUAUCGACUACGUACAGGAAGAGUUGCGUUGCUGUGGCAAGUAUCGGGAGGAGGAAUGGCUCGAUACAAUCGCCUACAUACCUGCGUCCUGCUGUCCGUCCAGGCCUCCAACCGACACAGACGAGUUCUGCUCCAUUCUACCUCCGGAUAUCAGUUACAUCAUCCACAACACGGGAUGUCUGAGGAAGCUGCAGGAGAUGCCACGCACAGGACUUGCGAUAGUGACCUCAGCGCUCAUUGGCCUCUGUGGGGUCGAGGUGCUAAGUUUCUGCGUGUCCACCUAUGCCUCACGCGGCACACGAACGUCUCUAUCAAUCAAGAAUACCAACAUUACACAAGCUUACGAAGCAGCAGACAAAUCGACGAAAGAUACAAACAUCUACAUUGAAAAGCAGAACAACUUAAGAAAAGCAGGUGAUUCUUGUAAGUGCAGUGUUCUCCGUCUCAAUGUGAAGACUGACUUUCCUUGUACGCACAGUUUAAACACGAGUAUAGGCUCUUUGAAUAUCAUGAAUCAUACGAAAGUGUGAAUUAACUGAUAAAUUCCCAACACGUAAGAAGAAGAUGAUUGUACGCCUAUUCACAAUAAUAUAUCCGUUAAAGUAAAAAAGUAAAGAUAUCCCUGUAACAGGCCGUGAAGGCCCAUAGGGUUGUGAGA